Messenger RNA from Planococcus citri (citrus mealybug), 849 nucleotides. Its product is annotated as transmembrane protein 222. The record is from RefSeq and is a predicted model, not a curated record. The transcript has 4 exons. The coding region runs from base 180 to 704 and encodes 174 amino acids. Lineage: Eukaryota; Metazoa; Arthropoda; Insecta; Hemiptera; Pseudococcidae.
UUUACAAUCACAACAGCAACAACCACAUGAUAAGAGUUGAAAGUGAAAUUACUUUACUUUAAAAUUUUAAAUUAUAAGAAAGUUUCAGUUUUACGAUUCUCGAUAUACUUUUUGAAUAAAUUUUCACUUUCAGUUUUAUUAUACAUUUUGGUUUAAGUCAUGAUGUGAAUUACUUUAAAAUGCCUGUUGUGCGUGAAGAAGAGUUUUCUCGGCAAAAAAAACCUGUUCGAUAUCCAUACUGUGUUGUUUGGACGCCGAUUCCAGUUUUAACAUGGAUAUUUCCUUUGAUUGGUCACACAGGAAUUGCUACUUCAGAAGGAAAAAUUCGAGACUUUGCAGGAUCCUACUAUGUUGCAGAAGAUGACAUGGCUUUCGGCGAACCAACUAAAAUUUGGAAACUUAAAUUAGAUCGUGUACAAGGUGGUACUCGAGGAUGGGAUUAUGCUGUAACUGAAUCAUCUUUGGACUAUGGAGGAAGAAUUCACAAUCUACUUAUGGAUAAUUGCCACUCUCAUGUAGCUAAAGCAUUAAAUUUGAUGGAAUAUGACGGCAGAAAGAAUUGGAAUAUGUUCAAAAUCGCUUUGUACACUUUUACUUCUAGUCAUUAUGUUGACAAAAGGUCGUGGAUCAAAACAUGGGGUCCAUUUUGGAUAUUAGCUAUGAUUACGUUGUGCGCUGUCUUAUUUUCCAACAUAUUUGUUUAAGUAGCUUUUUUCAAGCAAUUUGUGUGCGUUAUUAACAAUUACCUACCUAUAAUGUUUUUCCAUUUUUAUUCAAGUUCAAACUAUUUUAUAUCGACGAUUUUUUAAAUAUUUUUUGUUCUAUUCAAUAAACGCGUGAUUUAUGUUA